Molecule: messenger RNA, 1041 nt
Organism: Dermacentor silvarum
Lineage: Eukaryota; Metazoa; Arthropoda; Arachnida; Ixodida; Ixodidae
Product: glucose transporter type 1-like
Exons: 3
Coding region: 1-1041 (346 amino acids)
Source: RefSeq, a predicted model, not a curated record
AUGAGCACAGACGGGGAGCCACAAGCGGAUACCGCGUUUAUCGACAAAGAUGGUGUCCUCGACAGUGACGACAACGGCGCGAGCAUUAACGGCAACCGCAGACGGUCCAGCAGCACCAGCAACAACAACAACCACGCGCCGAUGAUCAGCAUCGACCCCGGAGUAGAGUCGGGUCUGCUCCUGCGGGUCCCGGACCUUCCGUUCCCUCGGGUUGCCUCGUCGGCCGAGUCUCUCAGUACGGCCCCCAACCAGUUCCUCAAGCUACCGGUCUCCGGCGAGCACCGGCGGCACUCGAUGCAGGACUGCAGCAACCACCACGGCCACCACCACCGACACCGGCACCGUGACCGCAAGCGCUCGUGCCCCGAUGUGCGGGGUGCGGCCUCGGCGGACCGGCGUCGCCGGGGCAGCCGCAGCCCGCUGGCACCCCACGGCCUGGCGGUGGCGGGUGGAGCGGAGUCGACGAGCGUGACCCCUUCGUCGUCGCGUCGCUCUAGCGCCAGCAGCCUGAGCCGCCGCUCGUCUCGGGACAGCGAGAGCUGCCCGCACAGCCGUCGCUCGUCCCGGGCGGACGACGGAAGCCGAAGGUCCUCCAAGUGCGACGACAGUCGUCGCUCGUCGCGCGCCACCGACGACACAGCCGGAGGCGGGCACAGCAGUCGACGCUCGUCACGAAGCGUCGGCGACGACGAGCGGCGUUACUCGGACGACAGGCACCACCACCACCACCGGUCGCACCACCCGCACCGGCGGGAGUCGUCCCUGGUCGGAACGGAAGCGGGUCACAGAAAGGGCAGCUCUCUGCUUCCGCCAGACGCAGACAACGGCAGCCGCAGGGCAUCGAAGGUCCCGGCACUUUUGGUCACCGACGAGGAGACCGGCCAGCAGCGCAAGCCGGACGACGAGCUGGACUCGCCCAAGCGUCGGGUUAUCAUACUGGUUAUCAGUUCUGUGGCGUGCUUCAUUCUGCUCAUGAGUGUUGUGCUCAUCGCCGUCACCCUCACCAUCUCGCCGGCCAUCGACAGCAUAGGCUCUGUAUAG